AUGAGUAAGAGCUCUUCAUCUCUUAUCAGUACAUUGUACAAUGAAGACAUAAUGCAUUCUCGAAAAAUAAAUCGAGUUUUCAGUUAUCGUACUAACGCUUAUUUUGGCUUUGAUCCACCGCCAGAUCCACCAAAAGAUAAACUUCAUUUUCAUGUUCCCAAAGAGCGCUCCAAGUACACACCAUUGCCUCGACGUGAUUCAUUAUAUGAAAUCUUUUCGAAUUCUGAAAAUUUUGAUCAAGUCUCUAACCACGAGCUUACCCAACAAACAUUAACACAAGUCCGCAUGAUUUGA
Clunio marinus is the source of this 294-nucleotide messenger RNA. The record is from the annotation of a GenBank genome assembly. Lineage: Eukaryota; Metazoa; Arthropoda; Insecta; Diptera; Chironomidae.